AUCUCGAUCCUUAUCUGACCAGCAAAGUCUUCUCCAGCUCCAUUGUCAUCCUACUAACGACGGUUUUUUUGAUCUCGUAGGGUUCUGAUUAUCAAUUGAGUUCGGCUGCUGAAUUCGCGGCUGCGAUUUUGCUGGAUUGGAUUCGAUUUGCGGUUUAGUAAAGAGUAAGUGCAAAUGAGUUUCAGAGAGGAAGGGGAAGAUGCGAGGGGAGAUCUCCGGAAGCCUUUUCUGCAUACUGGGAGUUGGUAUCGGAUGGGGUCGAGGCAGUCUAGUUUGAUGGGGUCAUCUCAGGCGAUCAGAGAUGGCGCUAUCUCGGUAUUGGCGUGCGUUCUGAUUGUGGCUUUGGGUCCUGUCCAGUUUGGUUUCACGUGUGGCUAUUCCUCGCCAACACAGUCUGCAAUCACCAACGAUCUCAAGCUUACAGUCUCACAGUUCUCGUUAUUUGGUUCACUGUCAAAUGCUGGAGCUAUGGUUGGGGCAAUAGCAAGUGGCCAAAUUGCAGAGUAUAUAGGGCGAAAGGGGUCUCUAAUGAUCGCUGCCAUUCCCAACAUUAUUGGUUGGAUUUUCAUAUCAUUUGCAAGAGACUCUUCAUUUCUGUACAUGGGAAGGCUUCUUGAAGGAUUUGGUGUGGGUAUAAUCUCUUACACGGUACCUGUAUAUAUUGCUGAGAUAGCACCAGAAAAUCUUAGGGGGGCACUGGGCUCAGUAAACCAGCUCUCGGUGACAAUUGGAAUCUUGUUAUCAUAUCUUCUGGGACUAUUUGUUAAUUGGAGAUACCUUGCAGUUCUUGGAGCUUUGCCUUGUCUGAUAUUGAUGCCGGGACUCUUUUUCAUCCCAGAAUCUCCUCGUUGGCUGGCUAAAAUGGGGAUGACAGAAGACUUUGAAGCAUCUCUGCAAGUUCUUCGGGGAUUUGACACUGAUAUUACACAUGAAGUAAAUGAAAUCAAGAGAUCCUUAGCAUCAUCAAAUCGAAGGACGGCAAUCCGCUUUGCAGACCUAAAAUUGCGAAGAUAUUGGUUACCGUUGAUGAUAGGAAUUGGGUUAUUAGUUCUCCAGCAGCUAACUGGAAUUAACGGUGUUAUCUUCUACUCCAACAAUAUAUUUGAAUCUGCCGGAAUCUCUUCAAGCAAUAUUGCAACAGUUGGUGUUGGCGUUAUUCAGGUUAUUGCUACAGCAGUUUCAACUUGGCUGGUGGACAAAACCGGGCGCAGGAUUCUAUUAAUUGUGUCCUCCACUGGAAUGGCUUUUAGCCUUGUAGUAGUUGCUGUGUCAUUCUUCUCGAAGGGCUUUGUGUCGGAGGAUUCUACAUUGUUUAGCAUCUUGGGAAUCUUGUCAGUCGUCGGUGUGGUGCUCAUGAUCAUCUCCUUUUCUCUUGGAAUGGGGCCGAUUCCAUGGCUUAUAAUGUCCGAGAUUCUUCCAAUCAAAAUCAAAGGCUUAGCUGGCAGCGUUGCGACUUUGUUUAACUGGUCCUUCUCCUGGCUUAUUACCAUGACUGCGCCGCUUCUACUCAAUUGGAGCAGUGGAGGUACUUUCACAAUGUACACAGCCAUGUGCAUAUUCACGGCAGCAUUCGUUACUAUAUGGGUUCCGGAGACGAAAGGAAGAACAUUAGAGGAAAUCCAGUUCUCCUUUAGAUGAUAAUCCUUCUUGCCCUUCUCUCUUUUGAUCGUUUCUCUUUCGGGUUUUUUUGUUUUUUUCUUCGCUUGUGUUGUUGUUGUUGUUGUUUUUUAGCCUCUCUCUUGGCUGUUGUUCAAAUCCUAUGUUCUCCAUCCAUAAUUGAUAUGGAUAUUGUGUAAUAAACUUGUAGGAAAUAAAUGUUGAUGGAUGUACCGUUGGAUUCGUCCAUCAAAUACUAUGCCAAGACUUGAAGGUUGUGUUUGUUAGGAGUUUUUCAGAUUCCUGCUGUUUAUUGAAUUUUUUUCAUUAAAUGAAUCAAAUGCUUUUUUUUAUUUUA
Molecule: messenger RNA, 1954 nt
Organism: Andrographis paniculata
Lineage: Eukaryota; Viridiplantae; Streptophyta; Magnoliopsida; Lamiales; Acanthaceae
Product: sugar transporter ERD6-like 6
Exons: 18
Coding region: 175-1638 (487 amino acids)
Biological process (GO): transmembrane transport; carbohydrate transport
Cellular component (GO): membrane
Molecular function (GO): sugar transmembrane transporter activity
Source: RefSeq, a predicted model, not a curated record